Octodon degus (degu) is the source of this 1289-nucleotide messenger RNA. It is a transcript of the gene Ndufa9, whose product is annotated as NADH:ubiquinone oxidoreductase subunit A9. Gene Ontology annotation, cellular component: mitochondrion. Lineage: Eukaryota; Metazoa; Chordata; Mammalia; Rodentia; Octodontidae. The transcript has 11 exons. Gene Ontology annotation, molecular function: protein-containing complex binding. Bases 50 to 1183 code for a protein of 377 amino acids. The record is from RefSeq and is a predicted model, not a curated record.
AGUAGCCGUAAUCGGCCGGACUGCUUGCCGAGGGGGAUUGUGGGAGAAGAUGGCGGCUCUCGCUAAUUCCCGGUUUGCUCGGGCUCUGCCAAUGUCACGUUCUGUCAUUGCUGCGGCGGCCACGUCUGCAUUUCACGGCCCACCUUACUGCCAGCUCCACCAUGCAGUCCUCCCUCAUGGCAAAGGUGGGCGUUCCUCUGUCAGUGGGGUUGUGGCCACUGUGUUCGGAGCAACAGGAUUCCUGGGCCGAUACGUUGUCAACCACCUUGGACGGAUGGGUUCACAGGUGAUUUUACCCUAUCGAUGCGAUACUUAUGACACCAUGCAUCUUCGGCCCAUGGGUGAUCUAGGCCAGAUUAUCUUUCUGGAAUGGGAUGCAAGAGACAAAGAGUCUAUCCGAAGAGCAGUGCAGCACAGCAAUGUGGUCAUCAACCUUGUUGGACGGGACUGGGAAACCACAAACUUUGAUUUUGAGGAUGUUUUUGUGAAGAUUCCCCAAGCAAUAGCUCAAGCGUCCAAGGAAGCUGGAGUUGAAAAACUAAUUCAUAUUUCUCAUCUGAAUGCUGACAUUAAAAGCUCUUCUAGAUACCUGAGAAAUAAGGCUGUUGGAGAGAAAGAAGUGAGAGAUGCGUUUCCAGAAGCCACGAUCAUAAAGCCAUCGGACAUCUUUGGAAGAGAGGACAGAUUCCUCAAUCAUAUUGCAGGUAUUCGUGCAUUUGUUGGUGUGCCUCUUAUUUCCUUGGGCAUGAAGACAGUGAAGCAACCAGUGUAUGUUGUCGAUGUAGCUAAAGGAAUUAUUAAUGCAAUUAAAGAUCCAGAUGCCAAAGGAAAAACCUUCACCUGUGUUGGGCCUAAUCGGUACCUCCUCUUUGACCUUGUGCAGUACAUCUAUGCCGUAGCUUACAGACCUUUUCUCCCGUACCCCAUCCCACGUUUUGCCUAUCGAUGGGUGGCCAGGCUCUUCGAGAUGAACCCAUUUGAGCCCUGGACAACGAGGGAUAAAGUAGAGCGGAUUCACAUCACAGACAAGCUGCUGCCACACCUGCCUGGCCUGGAAGACCUCGACAUUCAGACAACACCGCUAGAGCUGAAGGCCAUCGAGGUGCUGCGGCGCCACCGCAGUUACCGCUGGCUGUCAGCUGAGCUAGACACUGUGAAGCCCGCCAAGACCGUCAGCUUUUAGUGCCUGUGCAGCCCUUGGUUUUGGUGUCACUGAGUCACCUGGCUCUAGAGGAUCCUGCACACAGUGCUGAGAUCCCUCUAUUAAACACCUGCAGUUCGAUUCGGCA